GGUGGCUGGCUGGUGGCUGGCUGGUGGCUGACUGGUGGCCGGGUGGUGGGUGGCGGCUGGGCAUGGCCGACGAGACCGGAGACGACGACGUCCUCCUGCACGCCGAGUUCGGCGCGAGGCGGCGCGAGAGCUGCGCCCGCUACGCCCUCACGCUCACGCGCGCCGCGCUGCACGCCCAGCCGCUGCCCCCCGCGGCGGCGCGCGACCCCUCGCGCCGUCUCCUCGUGCCGCUCGCCGACGUCGUCGGCUGCCACGCGCUCAGGCACAGACCGAAGUCGACCUCGUCGCAGCCUUCGCCCUCCCCGCCGUCCCCAUCGUCCCCCGCGCCCCCCACGUCCUCGAACUGUCAGUGGGCGUACGUGACGGUGUUUGCCUACCCGCGGGGGGGGGGCACGGGAAAGGGGAAGGGGUCCCGCUCCCCCGCGCGACACACCUUCCGCAUCGACUCGCACGGCGACGCGGAUGGCAACAUUCGCGAAGCACGCCGCUGGGAGACGGCCAUUGUCAGCCUGCUCAGGGGAGAGAGGAGCCCCUCAGGCCUCCCACCUCGUCGCCGUCGUCUCCUCAUCCUUGUGAACCCGUUCAGUGGGACGAAGAAAGCUCAGCUGAGGAGCCAGCGCAUCCUGCACCCCAUAAUGGAGGAGGCCGACAUUCAGCAUCACACCAUCAUCACGGAGAGGGCUGGGCAUGCAAGCACCUUGGUUCAGCAGAUAAACCUCUCCGAAUGGGACGGGAUCGUGAUCGUGUCUGGGGACGGACUCCUGUUUGAGGUUAUAAAUGGCCUCAUGUCUCGUCCGGACUGGAAAGACGCGAUCCGGAUUCCUCUGGGGAUCUUCCCGUGCGGAUCUGGGAAUGCCAUGGCUGGAUCGAUCAACCACUACACAGGCCACGACAUGGCGGUGGGCGACGUGCUGGCGCAGCACCUGGCGUUCCUGCUGUGCCGGGGCGGCGUGGCGCCGCUCGACCUGGUGUCGGUGCGCUUCGCCUCGGGCCGCCGCCUCUUCUCCUUCCUGUCGGUCGCGUGGGGCUUCGUGUCCGACGUCGACAUCGAGAGCGAGCGCUUCCGCGCCAUGGGAUCCGCGCGCUUCACGCUGGGCGCCAUCGUGCGCCUCCUCGCGCUGCGCAGCUACCCGGGCCGCCUCUCCUUCCUGCCAGCGGAGGCGGCCGUCGGCAAGAGCUCCGCCGCUCGCAGCUUUGCCGCGGCCGGCGGCGCCGCCGCCGCCGGGCUCCGCCGGCAGAUGUCGGACCUGGGGCCGUGCGAGAUCGGCGCGGGGAACGUGCGGGAUGCGAGGCACAGCGCCGGCGAGGAGGCGGGGAGGAAGGGGGCGGCGGUAGCGGCAGCGCUGGACGGGGAUUUGGACGAGAACCGCAACGGGCACGGCGGCGGCGGCGACGACGACGACGACGACGUGUUUGGCAGCGGCGAUGCGCUGGAGCGCCUGGGCGGCAAUCCGGACGAGACGAAUCAUCGCGGGACGAGUGACCGCGUGGCGGGGCGGGCGGGGACGGGAAGCGAGAACGAUAUUGGCAGCGGAGGAGGAGGGAUCUCCACUGGAGCCAACAACCCGGGUUUGGACGGCGACGUGUUGGACGGCGCCAAUCGCAGGACGGUGGAGCCCGGCGAGGCGACGAAUCAACCCGGCCGGGACUCGCGCCCGGACAGAACCGCGAACCCCUUCGUCGACACGAACGGCGGCACGACGCUGCCCGGCGGCGUCGACGUGAACCCGCUCGGCCCCGAGGACGACCUCCUGCCGCCGCUGGACGAGCCGGUUCCGCCUUCGUGGGUGACUCAGGAGGCCGACUUCGUGCUGGUGCUCGGGCUCUACCAGUCGCACCUGGGCGCCGACCUGGCGACGGCGCCGGCGGCGCGCGCCGACGACGGCGUCAUCCACCUGCGGGCGGUGCGCCGGGGCGCCCCCCGCGCCGCGCUCGUCCGCUUGCUGCUGGGCGCCGGCGGGGAGGCGGAGCCGGCGCUCGCCCCGUUCCUCACGGCGGAGCGCGUGCGGGCGUUCCGCCUGCAGCCGCUCGGCAAGGAGGGCGGCAUCGUGACGGUGGACGGGGAGCGCUUGCCCUGCGAGGCGCUGCAGGCCCAGGUGCACCCGGGCAUCGCCAACGUCAUGGGCUUGUGCGGCGCGGGGCCGCCGCGUGGCGCCGUCUGACGGGCGAGCGGGGCCCUGGGCGAGGGCGAAGACUCCUCCCGGGGGUUCGUCGGCGUCAUCGUCGCCAGCCGCGCUCAAUCCGCCGCCGGAUGAAGGCCCUGCCGAGCCGCCGCGGCCACCCGCUCCGGUCCUGCAUUGGCAACGACUUGCGCACGAGAUGAUGUCAUCGCCGCUCCACCUCCGCUGCGGACGGCCUCUCGGACACAUUCCGUUCCUUGGCUGCCGCUGUUAUUAUUCCUUGACCAUUGCGCGUUCUGGCCGUGGAAUAUCCUGCCCCGGGCCCACCAUACUUAGCACGAGGGUCAGGGUCGUUAUUAGGCGUUAGGGCUCGUGUUGGUGGAUGUGUAGUGCGGAACUCGCACGGAGGCAAGGUAACGUAACACCCGCUCAUUCUUGAUUAACCUCCAGACGCGCCAGUUGUGGGCGCACACGACACUGCACACAUAGCACCACGCAUGGUACACAUUAAUCCUUACUAGCUACCACUACUCUCACCUUCACCGCCCACACCUGCUCACUUCCCCCAGCACGCCGGCUUUUAUUCCCCCAGCUAGACUUCGCCUACCUUCCAGGAGCUGCUCGACAGCCAACCCGCAGCCCACACACAGACGCCUCUCCUCAGCUGCACGCGCGUCACUCAAUUACCACACGUGCCUCUCAUCAGCUGCGCAUGCAUUACUACACCACACACGUGCCUCUCAUCAUCUGCACGCGCAUUACUACACUACAUAUGCAUUGGGCCGAGUGUUAGUGGAAUGGGUCAUAGUGUUGUUAGGUUUGCCAGCAGGGUUACUGUUAGAAUCGGGCUAGGGUUACGCUUAGGGCUACUUGCUCUGAUGUGGCGUCACGUGACUCAAGCACGUGUGACAGCACCCACGCAGACCCUCUCUGAGCCCUCCCCUCCAGCACGGGACCAAUUACCCCAAUGCCUCCACUUACAGAAUGGGGUGAGGUGCCAGGGGUUGGUUGUUAUUCAGGGUUAGAGGCUAGGGUUAGGUGUUUGGUCGGUGUUAGGUUUAAAUUUUACAAUUAUAAUUAAGGCUGUGGCCAUUGCUAGGGUCGGGGUUAAUGUAAGGGUUAGGAAUAGCGUUAAUUUCAAGUUGUUUAUGAUGCGUUGCUGGUGGUGGUGAUGAUGAUAAUGAUGACACUUAUGCCUUAAUGCAAUCUUACCACGAAGAUGCUACGAUACACGGUACGUCGUUAAGAGAACCACGACAAUUGUAUUUAUCCAUUUAGGAAAAAAUACUAUCCUGUGGUGAUCAUCGCUGGCUCGUUCACUUUCGCCUAAAUAUUUAAUUUCCUGACUAAAUAUUUCAAUAUUUAAGAAAGGACAAAACCUAAAGUUGAUACAAAACAAUAAUUAGUAGGGCCGUCCUUAGAGAGGGUGUGGGGGGCGGGCAAAUGACACCACGUGGGCCUCAAACUGAACCGGGAGUAUCACGUCUGACACCCCCGCGAUGUCGAAGUGUGCGAGGUGCCCCCCCCUCCCCAAAUCGCGGGGCCCGGGGCAGUCGCCCCGAUCCGCCAUCCUAAGAAAUUUGUACUUUCUAAAAACGUUUUAUGGAAUUCUUGGCGGAAUUUUUGUUUUUAAAUAUAUAUAUUGGUAGUGCCGGCUUGCUGCGUGGGUGCUGCUGCCUUCCCUCUCAUCUGUGGUUAUCCACAAAUAGAGACGUUUUGGGUUACUUCGCGUUAAAUAUGUGUCGUGAAAACCGCAACGGCCAUUUGGUAAGGUUUGUCACUUAAAUCAAAACGUGUCAUUUCCGUACGAGUUAAGCGCAACGAUGUGUGGGAGAGCAAACCCACAGCUACAAUUCGAGCACGACGUUUCACCGGUAAUUGCAACCAGCAUCAUCAGGCGAACGUUGUAGUCGAAUUGUACAUUUUGUCGUGGGUUUACUGUUUAAUAUAUCGGUGUGCUGAAACUAGUCAAUGAAAUUGGCACGUUUUGUUUUAUGUGACAAACCUUACGAACUGGGCUGUGUGGUGUGGUGGCGGGUUUAACGACGCACAGUUAUAUUUCCGCGGUCUAACCCAAAAAAAACCUCAUGGAUAAUAUUGGUCGCGAAAAGCCCCACGACUACGUGUUCAACUCAUCUGUGGUUCCUCCCCACGCCUCCGAGUCGUCCACUCUGCCUCCCCUCGAAAGUGGGCGAGUCCUGCGCAGCGCGUUAGAGAAGCUGAACAUCACGGCGAUUAUACGACGUCCUCAUCACCACAGUUGACAUCACGACUGUUGGCGUAACUGACGGCAUGCGCGUUGCAAGCGCGUUGCGAGCGCGAUGGGAGCGGUUAAUGAUCAUCGGGACUCGGGGCAGCGAGCUUGCGUCGGGCGAACUGCAGUUGGGGAACGCUUAAGCAAUCUUUCUUCGCACUGACGCGCCAAUGAGCGGCAGGAAAAAAAUGCAAUACAAUUGUGAAAUGCAGGGUCGCGGGAAACUGAUGACGCGAUGGGUCGCCACGUCGCAAACUCUGAUAUGAAAUGGUAACGUGAAAAAUGAUAUUGCGGGGAAGCAAAAAACUCGCGUGGAAAAUCGCCGAAAUUUCCUCCGUCGAUUUAAAGUCUUGGCAUCUCCAAUGGUGGCCACUUCAGCCGAUGGUGGACAUUCCACAUUCCUAUGGCAGGGACCAGUCUAUUCCAUAUAAUGACCACUAGUGUUGACUUAAAACAAAGUAGGUGUUACUUAAUUUACCCAACCUGGAUAUAUGAUGAUGGCAAUGACGAUGAUGGUGGGCUGAGUCAACCCAAGACCGGGAUUUUAACUCGGGACCAUUCCCGUUUCAGGGGCCUAACGAUUCAUAUAUUAGUUAAUUCAAAUUGAUUAUGACGCUCGCGAUACAUUAAUUGAAUCCUGUGUUAUUAAGAGCCGAUGUUAUUUUGUUUUAACACGCGCUAUUGAGACGAUCGUUGGCGCCCUGAUUAGCGCACCGCAAUCUGAACCUGGCUCCCCCCAAGUUCACAUCCUGGCCAUGGCCAGCAUCAGUUGUGAGUGAUAUCUAAACAGAUCCUGUUCAGAUUUCACCACCUUUAUCCCCCUCCCACCUCCUUUACCAACCCACGCUGACCAGUACGGAGAAGUAUAGGCAGCAACUCAUUGGAUUUCCGUUUGGGUAGAUGGGCAGUGACGCCCUGGCGAAUGCACUCUGUUGAAUCGUGUUGUUAAGUCGCAGUAGAGUAGUUUUGUUAUAUUCAUCUCCAAGGGUAAUUUCACCUGAUGGUCUGCUCAGACCUCAGUCGGUUGAAUAAACGAGGAAAACAUAUCAGAGGUGAGUUGCCGCUGCCGAGAUCCUGGCCUUGAGCCCUGGGACCUGGGGGUCUCUCUCAGGGGAUUCAUAAUGGCCAUGCCUUACACACUGAGUUGGCACUUCAGAGAUCUGGUCUUGUGCCCUUGGCCUGGGUGCGUCUCUCUCUCUCUCAGGGGUUCAUAAUUGCCAAUGACUCAGAGACCCAUAGACUUACACAGAGACGCAUAGACUCUUACAGAGAUGCGUAGACUUGCACAGAGAUCCAAAGACUCGCACAAAGACCUAUAACCGACUGCCCUUCUCGAUGUAUCUGGACAGUGUCUUAAGAUGCAGUCGCAUUUAGAUGCCGUCUAAUCCAAUAAUCUAUUGCAUAUCAUCCUAUGGGUCACUACGUCAGUCUGUGGGUCUCUGUUUCUGUACUACAUCUUGGGACGCAUUGAGACUCACAGGGACUUCGCAUGUAAUUAACAGCGGGACCCACUAAUCUGGAACAAAUGAUGUUUCCGGAGAUGACAUUGCAUUAAAAUACGCGGAGAUGACUAGAAGGCUCUUGAAGGUCAAAUUACAAGAAUCUCCAGCGCAUUGCUAAUGUAGCUUUAACUCGGGCUGAACGUAUUCUUGGUUCUUUCGGUAAAGUCACGCCGAAGGGAAACAAUAAAAUAAUAAAAAUAUAAAACAAUUAAAUUCUCACGACGUUUCGACUGCAACACAAGCAAUCAUCAUCAGGUGUGAAAAC
Messenger RNA from Petromyzon marinus (sea lamprey), 6141 nucleotides. RefSeq names its product sphingosine kinase 1. Gene Ontology annotation, biological process: phosphorylation; sphingosine biosynthetic process. NCBI's taxonomy places the organism in Eukaryota, Metazoa, Chordata, Hyperoartia, Petromyzontiformes, Petromyzontidae. The record is from RefSeq and is a predicted model, not a curated record. Gene Ontology annotation, cellular component: cytoplasm; membrane; intracellular membrane-bounded organelle.